AACCCGUUUUAGUGGUAGAUGAUAAUUUAUUUAAAUGAAAGCAUUAUAUUACUUAAUUACACAAUUAAUUAAUACAAUAUUUAAUUAAAAAUAUUUAAAAAUUUAGUAGGAUUUUGUUAGAUUUUUCUCAAUAGAUUUUGUUAUAACUGAAGAUAAAAUUCAAAUCUAUAGUUAAAAUUAGUUUAUUAUUAAUAUUUCUAUUAAUUAUUAUGUCAUAUUAUGUGAUUAAUAAAAUGGUCUUAGUAGACUUCUUAAUAGUAGAUAAAAAUGGUACUUCUCUUUUAAUAGAGAAUAUGUUAUUUUCUAAUCAUGGUCGAGAGUAUGUUACGAAGAAAAAGAGUGCUUUUUUCCGUUUGUUACGUUGGGAAAUUUUCUUUUUAACACUAAAGACUAUUUUAACUUCAACACCAUCGUUACAAGCUAUGCCGGCGAAUUUGACUUACAUCCCGGAGUCAUAAGCCCACAAAAAGAAUACAAUAUGAAAACAUAAAACUAAACAGAAAGAUAAUUACAGCAUAAGCAUACCGCUAGAAGAUCAAGAAAAUUAAACAGAUCCAGAGUGGAGAUAGAACAAAUUGCAUGUAGACUUAGAAUGAGAAUCUUGGAGAGACCAUCGAUGGAUACAAGCUUGAUCAAACCACCAAAACUAGAAGUCUCCUAUAGUGAAUUAAUGGCCCAAGCAAUUGAUAAUCCAAAGCAGCAAGAUCCGGGAGAUAUUUUCCUGUCUACAAACCGGUUCGUUGGGACAAUUAUUAUCUGGUUUGGUAAAAAGAAAUUGAUGACUCGUAUAAAAGGAUGGAACAUAAAAAUCAAUGUUUCAAAAACCGGACCGAACAGUUAUUCUUACUAGGUGACUGGUCAAGCCGGUUUCUUAGUAUUUAUGUGUAUGCAAAUUUUUAAAAAUACUUAUUUUUAGUAUUCUGUUAACCCUUAAAGAAAUAUAUAUAUAUAUAUAUAUAUAUUUAAAACAAUUACAAUGUCAAAAAGUAUAUGAUUUUAGUUUUUUGCUCAUGAAUGGUAAAUGUAAAUUAUAAUAUGAAUAGAAAUAUUAUAAAUGACCAAAAUUAUUUAUGCAAAGUAUAACUGCUGUAGAAAUAUAUAGCAAGUGUGUAUAAUGAAAACAAAAUAAAUGUGAGCAAUGAAAAAAUUAUUUUGGUUUCCAGUUACAAACUACUAUAAAUCUGGAACUAAUCAAUAAAUGUCAUUUAUUGUAACUAUUAAAAAUCAAAAUUAAUCGAUUAUGCUUUGUAUUUGGUUGAAUCAGGUUUUGUUCUUAACCUGAGUUGCCGGGUUUGCUGGGUUUGUACCGGUUUUGGCGGUUUAAUUCAAAUCCGAGUUUUAAUUCAACCCGGAUUCUGUUUACUUAACGGUUCACAGUUUAACCGGUUCCAACCGGUCGGUCCGGUCCGGUUUUCAAAACCUUGAUAAAAAUUGAUUUCUAAUUAUUAUUUAGUUUUAAAGUGGAAGGUAUUGGAUUUAGUAGAGAUUAAUGGGUCAUGGGCCUUCAACCUAGCUUAUGAAUUAUAUUCGAGAAACUGAAGGCCUAGGAUCUACCACCUACACUUCCUCGUACGCAGAUCACUAAACUCUUGCACGUUUAAUCGCCUUGAACCCUAUUUCUUUUUGAUGAAUACUCUAAGGACGAUGGGUUGCGAUAGGAUCAGCGAGUUUCCGGAUUGUUUGCUAACUCAUAUACUCUCAUACCUUUCGACCAAAGACUCAGUUAAGACUAGCGUUUUGUCGAAGAGAUGGGAGUUUCUCUGGCUAAAUGUUUCUGGAUUGGACUUAAACGACCUUGACUUCCUUCCUUAUGGAGAACCCUUGUUGAGAUUCAUGUAUAGAUUUUUGGAGUUUAACCGCGGAUCGUGCCUACAAACUUUCAAGUUGAAGUAUUGCCGUUGUACAAAAUUAGGGUAUGACUCUAGUAACAGCCUUGAGUGGAUAACCCAAAUGGUUCAUCGCCGAGUUCAACAUCUUGAUCUUGAAAACAAAUAUCUAUGUCGUUUAUAUAUCAUGCCUGAAUGUGUUUAUGUGAGCAAGACAUUGGUGUCUUUGAAGCUCGUACAAAUAGGGCUUAAAGACCCCAAGUUUGAUGUUUCUCUACCUUGUCUCAAGAUCAUGCAUCUAGCAAACAAUUAUUUCAAGAAUCAUUUGAUUAUGAAGAAGCUCAUCUCAGGCUCUCCAGUUCUAGAAAAUAUUACCAUGGAAGCUUCAAUUUGUUUAGGGACAGGGUUCUCCGGUUAUCCUUUGGUCAAUUCUUUUUGGACCAAUGUGCCUCAGUGUUUAUCAUCCACUUUGGAAUAUGUUACGAUUAGCGUAAGGAUUAUGGAUGAGGAAACUGGGAUUAAAUUAGUGAAUUACUUUCUUGAGAAUUCAGCAGUACUCAAGAAACUAACUCUGAGUUGCAAAUAUUAUUAUAAGCCCAAACGAGAGGCAGAGUGUUACAAGAAGCUUCUUACAUCCACAAAGCUUUCUACAAGAUGUCAGGUUCUCGUCUCUUGACAUGCAGCUUCUGAUAUGUUAUGAACGUUUGAGUGGAAAUCAUUUAUUUUUAUGAAAAUUUCAGCUACUAUUAAUUAGAGCAUUUUGUAGACAUAUGGUUUUUUAGGUUUGACCAUCUUCCUUCUUUUUGGAUUCUUUAAGUAUGUGGAUGAUCUUUUUGCAUUGCCUGAUUCAGGUCUUUAUGCUUAUUGACGUUAGAAUAUGAUUUUAUAUAUAUAUAUCACAUUAUUCAUAAUAUUAUGCGAUACGUCUUGCUAAAUAAUUGAUGGAGGCACUGGAUAUCUCAAGUUGUGGGUUCUAGACUUCUAGUGGAUCGUGAGAAACAUAUAUGGUCGACGAAGAUGUACCAAAGUCCUUCUCUACUUAUUAUCAAAAACGACCCAUUCUAUGUUUUUUUCUAUGUUCCUGUGAAGAACACUAUAGUAAGAGUUGAAAUUCUAGGAAUUGAUCAAAAGUUCAGGAAUCGCAACAUUUAUACAUUUAUAGACUAGACUAUAUAGAGGAUGUGAAGCAAGCUUAUAUAAGAAUAAAAUAAUGUGGCUCUACGAUCUCAUCGUCACAUGAUCAUGAGGUCUUAAAAUGGUGAUCACGUGAGGCAUUAUGAUCUUGAUUUUUGGCAUUCAGAUCAUUGAUUUGGGCGUAUGAGUUAAUAUAUAACCUUCUCUUAUUUGCUACAUUUUUUUAAAGAGUUUGACAACAUACUGUAAAGCUGAUUGACUGUUUCCAGUUGUAAGCUGUAAUCCUUGUAUAAACUAUGUAUAAGCUGUAAUACUUGAGAAUGGGACUAACCGACUAAUCAAUAGAUUAUAGAUUCAACGUAG
Molecule: messenger RNA, 3323 nt
Organism: Brassica rapa (field mustard)
Lineage: Eukaryota; Viridiplantae; Streptophyta; Magnoliopsida; Brassicales; Brassicaceae
Product: putative FBD-associated F-box protein At5g44940
Molecular function (GO): protein binding
Source: RefSeq, a predicted model, not a curated record